CUUAGUAAAGAGGCUCCAAGCUUCACCUGCUGCCUGGUCUUCCUGACAGGAGAAGGAGAAGUAGGGCACUCGGAGGAAGGAUUUCUCCCCCGGUUACCUCGCAGGGCUCAUUGGGAGGCUGAUAAUGAAGUGGAAUAUAAUGUUUUACGUUUCAGUGUGGAUGGUUUGGAUUUACUUCGCUCCGAUUUGUCACACGUCUCAGAAACAUCUAAAACAUUGGCAUGACGGUCAGGCUCGGAUCCAUCAGAAGAGACAAAGCACAAAAAGGUUAUGUCAUACUUUCAAAAACCAGACAGCAGUUGGCACUCAGAAGUGCAGCUCUGGCUUCUACAGAGAGUGGGCAGGAUCGUACAAGGCUCGGUGUGUGCCAUGCAGCUGCAAUGGGCUGUCCAAUGAGUGUGAUGAACGAACAGGGAGCUGUUUGAACUGUCUGUUCGACACCACCGGGGAUCGAUGUGAACGCUGUAAAGAGGGUUACUAUGGAAACCCUGCCAAUAGGACCUGCCGUGCCUGUCCAUGUCCCUUUAGGCAAAACAAUUUUGCACUGGCCUGCAUGGAGACCAGCUCCGGAGAGGUCGAGUGUUUGUGUAAACAAGGUUAUAUUGGGGCCAGAUGUGAAAGAUGUGCAUUUGGUUACUACGGGAAUCCAGGGGUCCACGGGGGCACGUGCAAGCGUUGCAACUGUAAAGACAACUCUAGUGCUUGUGAUUCUGUGACUGGAGAGUGCAUCACAUGUCACGACAGCAGCUGUGUUAACUGCCGGGAACGUGACAGCUGCUCCUCCUCUCUGCUGGGUGACUUGGAGGAGAUGGAUGCCGGCCUGGCUCGGCUGAAGCUGCACAACAUCAGUCACAACAACUCUGCUUCAUGGACCAGGCUGAGUCGCCUGCAGGAAAACAUUUCUUCAGCUGUUUUACAGCAGGUUCAGGUUCACACAGCUGGGAUAUAUCUGGAUCUAGUGGCCGGCCAGCUGGAAGCAGAUGUCCUUUUGGUCAGAAAUGACUUAAGUCAACUGAGGGACAAGACACUUAACUUAACAUCAGGUGUGGAGAAGGUUUGGUCGUUUGCAAAUGGGGUCGAGGUCCAGGAGCUGCUCUCUGAAGUGGAAGGUCUCCUCUCAGCGGUACAAAGGCAGCAAACUGAAAUGGAGCUUGAAGAGUCUGGUUCUGUCUCUGAAACGGACCGAGGAAAGAUGAUGGAAGAGGCUCACCAAUCCGUGCAGGAAGCUCGAGAGCACGACUGCACAACUCCAAGAGACCAAGCGCGCCGGGAGCAGGAAGGAGCCCACAGAUUGUUAAACCUGAUCAGACACAACGUUAGAGGUCCUGCAGAAACACUGCGGGCCAGCCUGCAUCAGACCACAGACUCGCUGAUGGCCUCAGCCUCUUCUGUGAGAGAAGCGGCUGAGCUGCUGCUCUCUGCACGGGACGCAGUCAACAGAACCAUGGACCUUAACCUAAAGAGUUUCACUCUCCUACGACAUCUGCAGCGUGUUGCAGCUCAGCUGGAGACAGAACAAAGGAGGCUCCACUCUUCAACCAGCAUGACUCGGGACCUGCUCAACAACAUUACCGGCGCCUUUGCGACACUCAGAGAAAUCAAAGAAGAAUAUGAGAAUCAUGCAGCUCAGUUGGAUGGUGCUAAACGAGAACUCUUCAAAAGGUCAAACAACUUCUUCCAAAGUCUGGUGAAGAUGGAUGCAGUAACCAAGGCUGAGGAGCACACAGAGGAACUCAACAGUGUGGCAUCAGAGUUACAACAAGCGCUUCAUAAUGCCAACAGCACUGAGCUGCUCAGGAUCCAGGGUGUUGCAUCUCAUAGCAGCCUCGUUACGGCCCUGGAGACGGCAGAGUUGGCAGCAAAUCAGUCCAGAGUGGCUGCUGAUCAAACUUUAAAGGAUGCAAAGGAGGAAGGUUUGUUCAUCAGCGCUGGGGAGAUGAAAGACAAUUCAUCUUAUUUAUGCACUGAAGCCAACGACACUCGAGACCAGUUCAAAAUGCUGUCGCGCGCUGUAGACACUAGAAAGGACAGUGUUAAUGAGCGAAUGGAACAACAGGAAUCACUGAAAGUCAACAUUUCAGCGGUUGGUGAUGACGUCAAAAAGAUCAAAAGAGAUGAUGUCGAGAUCAUGACAGAGUCUGCGAAAAAAGCUGCAUCUGCUGUUAACUCCAGAGUGAGUGAUGUAAAAGAGCGACUGAGGAAUAUCAGCCUUGAAUUGGAAAGAAAAACUCCCACCAACGUCAGUGUGAAUAUAAACCACCUGCUGAGUGAUGCACAGCAAGCUUUGAAAAACUUUAAUAGGAAGCUCCCUGUGCUGAGCAACAAGCUCGAACAGAUGUCAGCGCUCACUAAACAGACGUCUCCGACUGCCAACAUGAUGGAGAGCAUCAGGAGAAUCAAGGAUCUGAUAGAUGAGACGAGAAGCUUUGUGAACAGGCUCUCCAUUGCCACGACUUUUAAUGGAAGGGGCCACAUUGAGCUCCAUCCUCCAAGAAACCUCGAUGACAUAAAAGCAUUUACAGCUGUGGAUCUCCUCCUCAAUCGACAUCAGGCCAAACCUUCAGAGUCCGACGGCAGACUGAAGCGACGGCGCAGACACAGAGAUGCCGACCUCUUUGUCUUCUACUUGGGUGACAAGAACUCUUCCGGGGACUACAUCGGGAUGGCUGUCAGAAACACAGUGUUGAUUUGUGUCUAUAAGUUGGGUGGAGUGGUUCAUGAGGUGGAAAGCGGCCACAUAACAACCACGACUGUGAACUCCUCUGAUUUUGACAGGGUUGUCUUCCACAGAGUUUACCAAGAUGCUGAAGUUAAUCUCACACAACACUUCACAUCACAGAAACCCUUCAGCCUCCCUCCUAAACGUCACCUCCCAAACACCACGAGCGGCGUCCUCAGCCUGGACCCAGACACUGUUGUUUUCUACGUGGGGGGUUAUCCUGAGGACUUCACUCCUCCAGAGGAGCUGCAUUACCCGAAGUACAGAGGAGCUAUGAGACUCUCCUACAUCAACGACAAGCCCGUCUGCCUGUUCAACUACAAGCAUGCAGUCAAUAUGGGUGUAAAGCAGCCGGCUGUUAAAAUCCCCCAGACAGAGGUGUCUGAUUAUUACCAGGGAACAGGUUACCGCAUGGCUUAUGUAAAGGAGCCAGGCAAGAAAAAGAGACGACUGAUCAAAUUUCACACGAAGAGUCGAGAGACAGAUGCCCUGUUAUUCUGCAUCGGGAGCGAAGAGUCUUUUUGGUGUUUAUUUGUGGAGCGAGGCCUCCUGGUGCUUCAGGGACAACAAGAAAAUCGAAAGCUCAGAGUUGAGAGUCCAGACAGAAUAUCUCUGUUUGACAAACAGUUUGCAAUCAUAAUUGCAAAAACAUUUUCUGUGUACUAUGGAUCAAAGCAGAUCUCUGCAGAUCAUAUUCAGACAAACUACGCAAGGUAUUACAUCGGAGGUCUGCCGGCAGAGCUCAGACAGAGACACAACGUCAACGCACCGCCACUCAGAGGAUGUGUGGCUCACGUGACAGAAGAUGCAGAGAUCACUGAGUACAAAAGGACAGUUGGUGUCAGUCGUGGAUGUCCAUUGUCCCUACUGGGUGUUCGUGCGGCUACGCUGUACUCAGCUCUGUCGGUUGACUCCUUGUUUGUCCGGCAUGGACAUCCUGAGAGGGUCUCUCUGGGCUUCAGGAGCACGGACAGGCAUGCGGUUCUCCUGCAGACCAGCUCUCAGGGUUCCACUUCGGCGCCGGACCUCCAGCUGUCCCUGAUUGAUGGAUGCAUACUUUUCCAGAAUUAUAAUUACUCUCUGAUGUCAGAUCAAAGGUAUAAUGAUGGAGUUUGGCACUACGUGUCUGCAGUUGGGAGGCCGGCAGGGUUGGAGCUCAGCGUUGACAAUGUGAAUGUGAUUCAGAGACAAUCACCACAUAUCAGACGGAAAGGAGGGAAAUUCAGAAGCUGUGUUGCAGACAUUUAUGUGAGGCCUGGAGACACGUUUACCCCGGCUGAUCUUAGCGUGUUAUCACACAUGGCAGACGUGCUCCCCGGUCAGUGCAGUCUUCACCCCUCCACACACAGCGAGCUUCUACCUGCAGACAUGCAGGGAACACAACAGGUGCACAAACCUACUCCAGAAGGCGGCUGGUGCAGACGUCUGCAAUCAGGGAGUGAAUACCGGCUCACCGCGGCGGACAGCUGGCUCAGUUACACCUUACCACAACAGGAUCUUAAUCAUAGGCCUCACUUCUCCCUCGACAUCAAGACCGAGUCGUCCAAAGGCCUGAUCUUCCACGCAGCAGGGAGGGGGGCUGUUCCCGUGCUGGCUCUGUACAUGGCUAACGGUAAAAUCAGGUUGUCGCUCGGGCACAGCAGAGUCAUCCAGCACAGACAGAGGAGCAACGACGGGAACUGGCACAGAGUUAAGUUUAGCGUGGAGAAGAGCUAUUUUCAUCUGUUGAUUGAUGGUUUCCGUGUGACUGACGGUCACUUACCCGGCAACGAGGGAUCCUCUUUACAGCUGCACAACCCUGUUUACCUGGGAGGCGAUCCGAAGAGGCGGAGCACUAAAGUACACGACAUCCCCAUGGACAGCAUUAUAGGUUGUAUACGGGAUCUGAAGAUGAACGAGGUCGCUGUGAGCGAGCCUGACUCCAGCCACAAAACCUUACCCUGCUCCGGGGGGCUCACAGAGAUGGGGACAUACUUUGGCGGCGGUCACGUUGUCUUAGAUCCUUUUUUCGCCCUUGGUUCGUACUUUGUGUUGUCCUUUGAGGUGCGUCCUCAACACCCAGAAGGGCUCCUCUUCCAUUUUCAAAGAGACAAUCAAAGCAGCCUUAAUGUGUACCUAAUGGAAAACAAGGUGGGUGUCAUGCUGGAUGAUGGUGCUGUCAGUGUCUCAGUGAUGCCUCACAAAAGCCUCUGUGAUGGAAAAUUUCACGCGGUUACAGUUUCCAGAAAUUAUGCAGUCGUCAAACUAGAGGUGGACUCCACAUAUGAGGAGACGGCAGCCUCUUUAGCAUCUAAUUCUGACUCAGCAGCACAGCACUCGCUCUACGUCGGAGGUAAAACGGAUCAACAUGGAGUCGCUGUGUCGUUGCCAUUCGUAGGCUGUUUGAAAAAUGUGAGGUUUAAUGGGAGGCCUGUUGUAUUUGGGACAGAAUCCAGGGUGGUUGGCCUCGUCAGCAUCCACAGAUGCCCGUCACAGUAGUGACACGUGACAACCCCUUCACAGCAUCACACUGUUAGAUGUUGUGUGAACAUGUGAAAUUAAGUCAGAAUUAUAAUCAAAUUACGUUUUUCUUUAUUUUAAGAUAUAAAAAAACCCCAACUGUAUGAGUAUUUUUAUUGAUGUAAUAAACAACAGUUUUCUAUGUAUACACAAAGAUAGAGCAAAAGUUUGAUAUAUUUACCCUGGAAGAUAUUUUCCAAUUACUAUUGUUUUUUUAAAAUCUUAAAUGUAAUUUGCAUGUGGACAAUUGGAUAAAAUGUACACAAAAUAUCAAAUACAGACUAUGAAUGAAAUAUUGAUAUAGUGAGCCUGAUUGGCCCUCUGAAGUGCCCUUGUCCUGCCUCUGUCUGUCUUUUAUCCAAAAACGGCGAUGAGAUUACGGACGAUGUAAUACCAAGACCAAACAGUUGGGGGCGCUAAUUCGCCACGUAGGAUCCAGCCACAAAGGCAGGACUGGAGACUCAUGUCAGUCAGAGCUCAGGGAAGUUGGUUGGUGGGCCAAGUCACCAACUCCCAUGUUGGUUGUCAUUCAUGUCACUUACUGAAGUGCAAUCACUCAUGUGUCUGUCAAACAUUGACUUAAGAAGGAGCUGCUAGCAAUUAAUAAACUGUAAUUAACCACUUAACGGUAGCAAAAAAAUAAUAAUCUGAUUCUACUCCAUGUGCUUGGCUGCUCUACUGUAUGUGUUUUUUGUCUGAGAGAAAUGUUAAAUUGAUAUGGAAUUUGACUAUUUAAGAUUUUAAUCUAAGUGUUUUAACAAAGCAAUGUCGGUAAAUUGUAUAUACACCAAACCAAAAAAGGGGAAUGUGUGCAAGAAGGUUGAACAAAUUCUUGGCCCCUCUAAAGUCCUUGAUGCUUUUGAAUAAAGGUCAUCUUCUCUAA
Cololabis saira (Pacific saury) is the source of this 6101-nucleotide messenger RNA. It is a transcript of the gene lama3, whose product is annotated as laminin, alpha 3. The transcript has 38 exons. Lineage: Eukaryota; Metazoa; Chordata; Actinopteri; Beloniformes; Belonidae. Gene Ontology annotation, biological process: cell adhesion. The record is from RefSeq and is a predicted model, not a curated record. The coding region runs from base 125 to 5197 and encodes 1690 amino acids.